Molecule: messenger RNA, 327 nt
Organism: Cercospora beticola
Lineage: Eukaryota; Fungi; Ascomycota; Dothideomycetes; Mycosphaerellales; Mycosphaerellaceae
Source: RefSeq, a predicted model, not a curated record
AUGACAUCGCCCGGAAACCGGCCAUUGAACAUUGGGAAUGGGACAAGGCAGAAAAACCUGCCACUGUCUCGGCGUUUCACAAGGAGAAUCCGAUCAGUAAUACGACAGACAGACCAACCAACACAAACAAGAAGAACAACAAAAGCAGCUUGGCCCCGACAUGUCCAAGAAAAAUCCCAACAGCCCUUCCCCGGAUCCCCAAGACCGUCAGCAAGAUCGCGAAGAAUUCCCACGAGGAUUGAGCGCCACCUUCCUUGUCACCAGCUUCCUUGUCACCCAAGACCAAAGAUAUCUCUCCGACUCCGCCAAAACCGGCUCUUACUAUAG